Messenger RNA from Sordaria macrospora k-hell, 948 nucleotides. RefSeq lists its product as uncharacterized. The record is from RefSeq and is a predicted model, not a curated record. Gene Ontology annotation, molecular function: phosphoadenylyl-sulfate reductase (thioredoxin) activity. NCBI's taxonomy places the organism in Eukaryota, Fungi, Ascomycota, Sordariomycetes, Sordariales, Sordariaceae. Gene Ontology annotation, cellular component: cytoplasm.
AUGGCUGCCGAGCAACAGUCCCAGACUUCCACCAGGGCCUCGUCCCCCAAGCUUGACGGCAAGUUCGACGACAAUGCCUCGGUCGACUCCGGCUUCGCUUCCGGAAACUCAUCCACCGCCAACCUUCCCUUGAUUUCUCUCACCAAGCCUCACCUUGACCACCUGAACAAGCAACUCGAGAACAUGGAGGCGCUCGACAUCCUGCGCUUCUGCAAGACCCUCUUCCCCAACCUCUUCCAGACCACCGCCUUCGGCCUGACCGGUCUCGUCACGCUCGACAUGCUCUCCAAGCUCGCCAAGGACUCUCCGGCGGACGCGGCCCCGGUCGACCUCAUCUUCCUCGACACGCUCUACCACUUCAAGGAGACGUACGCACUCGUCGACCGCGUGCAGGAGCGCUACCCCAACAUCCGGCUGCACGUGUUCAAGCCGGCUGACGUCAAUACCGUCGCCGAGUUCGAGGUCCUUUACGGCGAGAAGCUGUACGAGACCUCCGAGGAUAUGUACGACUGGGUCGCCAAGGUCGAGCCGCAGAACCGCGCCUACCAGGAACUGAAGGUGGCCGCCGUCUUCACCGGCCGCCGUCGCUCCCAGGGCGGCGCGCGCGGUUCCAUCCCCGUCAUCGAGCUGGACGAGGAGCGCGGCAUCGUCAAGAUCAACCCGCUUGUGAACUGGAGCUUCCAGCAGGUCAAGGCCUACAUCGACGAGCACCAGGUUCCUUACAACGAGCUGCUUGAUAAGGGGUACAAGUCUAUCGGUGACUGGCACUCGACUAGCCCCGUCGCGGUGGGCGAGGACGAGCGUGCGGGACGCUGGAAGGGCAAGAAUAAGACCGAGUGCGGAAUUCAUAAUAAGCAGAGCAGGUAUGCCCAGUUUUUGGCGGAAAACGCGAGGAAGCAGGCGCAGGCUGCUCCUGCUGCUGCUCCAGCUGAGGCGGUUCAGGCUUGA